Molecule: messenger RNA, 7166 nt
Organism: Corythoichthys intestinalis (scribbled pipefish)
Lineage: Eukaryota; Metazoa; Chordata; Actinopteri; Syngnathiformes; Syngnathidae
Gene: tprb
Product: translocated promoter region b, nuclear basket protein
Exons: 51
Coding region: 14-7075 (2353 amino acids)
Biological process (GO): protein import into nucleus; regulation of mitotic spindle assembly; mRNA export from nucleus
Cellular component (GO): nuclear pore
Molecular function (GO): structural constituent of nuclear pore
Source: RefSeq, a predicted model, not a curated record
ACCCUUGGAAAAAAUGGCGGCACUCUUGUUGUUAGGCUUGGACAGCUCUGAGCUGUCCAAGUUAUCAAAAGAGGCCCAAAACAAACUCGACAAGAUUCUUUCCGAUCAACUUUAUGAAAUAGACACUCUUAAAGCCCAACGGGAACAAUUCAGAGUUGAUAGUGAGCAACAUUUCUUUGACAAGGUGAAAGAGCUGGCUCAGUGUCAAGAAGAUUUUCUCAGACAGAAGCAAGAGCACAGUCAAGUCAAAGAGGAGCUGGAGAAAAUUGCUGAUGAGCUCAAAAGUGUCCGUGAGGAGAAUCAACAAUAUGAAAAUGCUCAAGAGAAGUUGUUGUCAGAACAGACAACGCUUUCAAAAACUAAGGAAGAACUCGAGACACAAAAGCUUGAACUGGUGCGAACACUUGAGCGGAGAAGCUUGGAACUGCAGCAUUUAAAUGAUGACUUAAGGCAGAUGAGUGACAAGUUGGUGGAGAUUAGUGCUUCCAAAAUUUCUCAGCAGCUGAGGCUAGAUGAACUUGAGGCAGCGGAAGUCAACAUCAAAUACAAGGAAAAGCGGAUGGAACAAGAAAAGGAGUUGUUGCAGGGACAGACGUCUUGGCUGAAUGCAGAAUUGAAAGCCAAGAGUGAAGAACUUUUGAGCCUGUCACGGCAGAAGGGUAAUGAAAUCCUGGAACUGAAGUGCAACCUGGAGAAUAAAAAGGAUGAGUUAAGUAGAGUCCAUGAACAAGUGGCCAGUUUGAAAACAUUAAAUACAAAUCAACAAAAACAGAAUGAGGACCUAAUACAAAAACUGAAGGAGGCCAAGGAGCAACAGAGCACUGUCGAGGAAAAGUUCCAAAAUGAGCUAAAUGCCAACAUUAAGCUCGCCAAUUUAUAUAAGGGAGCAGCAGCUGAUUCUGAGGCCAAAAGUGAAGAGCUGAGUCGAGCUGUUGAGGAGUUGCAUAAACUGCUGCAAGAGGCAGGAGAAACAAAUAAAGCUCUUGAGGAGAAAUUGCAAGUAGCUAAUGCUGUUUCGGACAAGACUGUUUCUGAGUUGAAGGAAAGGAUUGAAGUGCUUGAGAAGGAGGUGGACAACGCUAAUGAGCUCUUAUCUAAUUCCAAACUGAGAGGUCCAUUUGGCACAUCUGUGCUCACUGAGGCACAAAUGACAACAGUGUCUCCAACCGCAGCUGCUGUGGCAAAGAUCAAACCUGGAAUGAAGCUGACCGAGUUGUAUUCUGCCUAUGUAGAAAGCCAGGAGCAGCUGCAGUUGGAGCGCCUGGAGAACAAGCGGGUCAACAAGUAUCUUGAUGACAUAGUGCAAGAAGUGGAAGCAAAGGGACCCAUUCUGAAACGGCAGAGGGAUGAGCAUGAGCGCAUGCAGAAAUCUGUGGCUAGUCUAUCGACCAAGCUGGAGCAGGCCUUAAAGGAGGUCCACCGCCUACAGAAUGAGGCUGACGAAGCCAACAAACAUUCCUCUCUUGUUGAACGGGACAAUAAAAGAUUUGAAUUGCAACUGGCAGACAUGGCUCGGCAGGUACGUGUGCUUCUUAUUGAACUCGAGGAGGCCCGUGGAAACCACGUGUUUGUUGAUGAGGAGCUGAGUUCGGGAGAUGUCAGUAGUACUUCAGAAGUAAUCAGUCAACACCUGGUGACCUUCCGGAGUGUGGAAGAGCUUCAAAAGCAGAAUCAACGUCUUCUGGUGGCCCUCAGAGAUCUCAGUGAUGCCCAAGAGAAAGAAGAGAUGGAAGCCUCUGACUACAAGCGCGGUGAAGUCGAGCAGAGUUUAGAGACCACUCUGGCUGAAGUGGAGUCUCUGAGGGAGCAACGCAGCCAGCACAUAAAGAUGACUGAGUCUAUCAUGAGGCAAAGGGACAUGUACCGUGUGCUUUUGGCUCAGGCAACAGGAGUGAGUUUCCCUCAGCAAGGUACAUCAACUGAGGAGCUCACCCUCAUGUCCACUCCCCGCCGUUCACCUGCAAGCACUCCCACAUCUGGGACACCCACUGCACUGGUCUCCAUGGCAACUGACUCCACUGAAGCAUUGGAGGCAAAGGCAGCCUUGCGACAGUUGCAGGAGGUGUUUUCCUCUUAUAAGAAAGAACAAGUGGAGAGUAACAAAGCGCUGACAGAGCAGAAUGACAAACUCCUCGAGCAGCUUUCCGACCUUCGUUCCCAGAAUGCCAAAACGGCAACACAGUUGGAGUUUGCCUCCAAGAGGUAUGAGAUGUUGCAGGACAAUGUUGAGGGCUACAGGAAGGAGAUCGCUUCCCUCAGAGAUAAAGAGCAGAAGAUGACCUCUGCCACACAGAAGAAUGAGCAUACAAUCAACACAUUAAAUGAGGAUCUGCGAGCUGCACAGGAAAAACUUGCAAUGGCCGAGGGUCUUGCUGAGGGUCUGCGUAAAGAGAGAGACAUGUUGAAACUAGUUGAGUCUAGGCUGAAUCAAGAGAAGGAUAUGAUCCUGAGUCAGCAACAGAGUCAAAACCUUCUGAUGACCAACCUUCAGGCUAUUCAGGCAACACUCGAGCGUUCAGACACUGAAACACGUCAACAUCUUAACAGCCAGAUAGAAAAGCAAGAGCGUGAGAUCUCUCAACUGCAGAAAAGGCUGGAGCAUGAGGUUGAAGAGCGACAUUUGCUCAGCAGAAAUCAAGAAAUCCAAGUCAUUGAAGCAAAGCGGCAACUGGAGACAGAGGUGGCUCUACAUCAGAAGACUAAAGACCUGCUGAAUGCUGCCGAGGUAGAACGAGACUCCCUCAGGAUGCAGCAAGGGAGCGGUGAACCUCAUAUCCUGGGCUCCCCCUCGAUGCCUAAAACUAGAGGCUUGCAAGUAUCACAUCAAGAGCGUGAGGAUCUUCAGGGACGCUUGCUGCAGGCUGAGACACGGGCAGAGCAGCUGUCUGAGAGCCUUAAAGCCGCCACUUCCAGCAUGGAGCAGUACAGAGCCAUGGCUCAGAGUCUGGAAGAGUCCUUGGACAAAGAGAAACAGGUGACGGAGCAGGCUCGUGCUUCCAUUAACACUCGUAUGAAGGAGGCUGAGCAGCAGCAUCACAGGCUUGAGGAGCAACUUCUGGAUGCUGAGAAAGAAAAACGGAAUAUGGAAGAACAAAAUAUGAAAGCCAUAGCCUCCUUGAAUGAGCAGUUGGACGGUCUUCGAAGGGAUUUGAGUAGCGCCCAGGCAGAACACCAAGCGGCAUUACAGCGUGUAUCAGUUGCUGAAGCCCAGCGGCUUCAGGCAUUACAAGACUGCCAAGAGCAGGCUAAGCUGGCAGCAGAAGCACAAGACAAAUAUGAGCAGGAGAUGAUACUUCAUGCAGCAGAUGUGAAGGCUAUGCAGGAUGCAAAGGCUCAGGCCUCACAAGCAGCUGAACUCAGACAUCAGCUAGAGGAGAGAUCCCAAAGAGUUACUGCUGAGCUUUUGGAGGCCAAGAUCUCUUGGGGUGAACAGGAGAAGAUCUUCAAGGAAGAGAUGUCCAAGAUAGAAAGCCGAUUUGAAGAGCUGCAAAAGCAGAACGUCCUCUUGCACGAACAGAUUCAGGCAAUGAGUAGCAAAAUGGCUGAGAAUUUGCAGCGUGCUGCAAGUGAUAAUCCACUGAACAUCUCCCUUACUGAAGAAGGAAAAUCUCAAGAACAAGUCCUUGAGAUUUUAAGGUUCGUGCGUCGCGAAAAAGAGAUUGCAGAGUCUCGUUAUGAGUUAGCUCAAGGGGAAAGUUUGCGCUACCGUCUGAGAGUUGAACACCUGGAACAAGAGCUAAAAGAGGUUCAGGACAGCCUGAGUGCUUCUCGGGAAAGGAUGCAGGUGACUGCAAAGACCCUGGCCCAGCAUGAUGACCUGAUGAAGAAGACAGAAACUAUGAGUAUCUUAAUGGAGACAAACAAGAUGCUGAGAGAUGAAAAGGAUAGAUUGGAGAAAGAACUGCAGCAAACCCAAGCUCAGGUACAAAAGCUGGAAUCUGAAGUUUUGCCACUAAAACAGGCAAAUACUGAGUUGAGUGAGAAGAGUGGCAUGCUGCAAAUGGAGAAAAAAAUACUGGACGAGGAGCUUAGGCGCUGGAAGGCUCGGACACAGCAACUGGUGUCUCAGCAAAAAGAUUCAGAUCCAGAUGAGUGCAAACGUCUAAAUUCUGAGAAGGAAAUGCACCUAAAACGUAUUCAGCAGCUCAUUGACGAGAACAACCGGAUCAAAGCGGAGGUUACCAGGACCACUAAUCUCACAGCAUCCCAGCAAAGCCAAAUACAAAACUUGCUUGAUAACUUGGGUAAUAUCACAGAGGAGAGAAAUUCACUCAAGGAAGAGGUUGCUACAAAGAGUCUUGAAAUCCAGGAGAAGGUAAAGACGAUUACCCAAGUGAAAAAACUUGGACGCCGCUACAAGAGUCAGUACGAUGAGCUCAAAGUAGAACACGACAAGAUUGUAUCUGUGGCUGCAGGCCCAUCCAAAGAGGAAGAGGCUCGUCAAACCUCAGUUCAGGAACUGCAGGGACUUAAAGACUCUCUUAGCCAGGCUGACACCAGGAUUAAAGAUCUUGAGAGUCAGCUGGAGAAUGUUAACAAAGUGGUUGCAGAACGCGAAAUUGAGGUGCAGAGUGCUCAGGAACAGUCAUCCAGACUGCAGACAGAACUGGGCAGGCUGAGACAAGAGCUGCAGGAGAAGGAGGACACACUGAAACAGCAGAUGGCAGACAAGGGGGAGAAAACCAGGAAGGCUAUUGUUUUUGCCAAGCAAAGGAUCAGCCAGCUUACAACUGCCAAAGACGAUUUGCUGAAGGAAAACGAGGAGCUGAAGCAGCGAUGUGAAAAGCUAAAGCAGCAAAAUGAGGAAUUAGACGUGCGUGUAAGCGCCCUAAAGUCUCAGUACGAAGGACGGUUUACUCGACAGGAGAGAGAACUGAGAGAACUGCGGGGUCAGCAAGAGAGACAAGAGCAAAGAGAUGAGCCUGCUGAGGCGGGUCCAAGCAAACCUCAGGAGCAACAGAGAAGCACAGAACAGAGACAGAUCAGUCUUAAGUCAACCCCAGCUGCAGACAGGGGCAGUGCCAGUACCUCUGAGCCACCGACUGCCAACAUAAAGCCAACACCUGUGGUAGCCACAGCCAGCAAACAAGCUGUCAACCCAGGGAAUAAACCUACUCCAAGGGCAAGCAUCAGGCCAAUGAUCACCCCAGCCCCUGUGCCCACUCCAACACCCACUGCUACUGUCAUGCCCACAACACAAGUUGAGACACAAGAAGCCAUGCAAGCUACAGAAGGUCCACCAGUAGAGCAUGUGACUGUGUAUGGGAGUGCCAGUGGUUCUGUGCGUUCAGCAAGCCCCAACAUCCAAACGACUUUGGCCAGCCCUAUGUUAACUGUGCAGCAAACCCAAACACAGGCCACCGCCUUUGUCCAGCCCACGCAACAGCAAACCGUCACCCAUGCAGAGCCAGUCAGUCAGGAGUUGCCACCUGUUGUAAUUGAGGCUACACCGAGCUCACAGGUGGAAUGGCCUUCAACAUCCUCCACCUCUGCUGUUUUUGGAACUGUUUCAGCGACACCUGGGUCAUCUUCCUCGGUGUCCAAAAGGGCACGUGAAGAAGACGAAAGUACGAGCACCAUGGUUACAGACACUGAGGCCCUUCAGGAGGAUUCCUCCAGGGCUCCCAUUCCGAAAAAGCUACGUUUUAUCCAGAGAGUAGGUCCAGAGGAAGAAAUGAUGGCGGAUGACAAUGCUGAGGCAGAAGGGGUGGUACCAACAGACAGUCAAGAGGCUGUAGAAGCCAGUCAGACUGAAGAGCUUGCAGCACUGGAUGAAGAUGAUGAGAGUGCAGCUUCUCAAUCUACCACCAUGCACCAAGAAGUUACUUUUGCACAGAGUGAAACUCCUGAGCAGCAGUUAGAAGUAAUAGUUAUAGUAACUGACACAGAGAGUGAGGAAAACCCAGAAGAAGGCGAUGAAGAGGAAGAUGAGCAGGAUUACGAUGAGGGCGAUGAAGAGGAAGAUGAGGAGGAGGAGGAGGACGAAGAUGACGAAGAAGAGGAGGAGGAGGAUGAUGGGGGAAUAGAGGGAGAGGAGAGUAACGAGGGCAGUGGAGAGGGCAACGAGGUCUACGAAGGAGAUGACACAGAGGGAGCUGAUGUAACUGACCCGGGGACAGAGACUGAGGAGAGUUUGGGGGCGUCCGACUCCACCCAGAGGCCUGCAGAUUCCCAGACGACCAGCUUCGAGGCCACGACAAUGGAAGCCUUCUCUACUGAACAACCCAUCACAAGCUCCGGUAUACGUAUGCCCCAAUCACCAAGGAGACCAGCACAUUCACUACCCCCAACUCAGAUGUCUCAGCGCAUCCCUGUUCGUCGCCAGUCGGUGGGAAGGGUCCCUCAGCUCUCUGGGGUCCCCAGUAGUGCUCAGCACCUCAUUGACGACGAGGACCGGAUGGUACCCAACGCUCCCACAUUGGUGGUGCCACACCGUUCGGAUAGUUUUGACCAGGCCGUUAAUUCUCCCCAAGUGUCUGCAAGUCGGACCUUCCGUUUUGGCCAAUCAGACGACGUGCCGCAGACAAGCUCAGAUCUCGGCCAGCUCGCAGCACAAGGAGGUCUAGGGAUGUUUGACAGCCCCUUGUUUCUAGCAUCUCAUGAAGAAGAGUCUGGCGGACGCAGUGUUCCUACCACACCACUACCACAAUUGGCAACAGUCUUCUCUGAGGUGGUUCCAUCAGACUCAGUAGAGCAGGCCUCUCAGUCGGUUCCCAUGGUGAGCACAUCCACUCCUGGCCUCCUUGCGCCAGGCACAGCCAGUACAAGCGAGGAAAGGGAUGACAUCUUCCUGGAGUCGGACCCUGAUAAUUCCAGGCCGAGUGCUGAGAGUUCGGUGGAUAUUGUGAUGUCACAGGAUGAUUUGGUGGAGCCCAGUCAGGCCUCUGACCCGGCCAGCUUACCGUCCACCAGCCAGGAGCCUUCAUCCAGCUCUGCAGAUACCAGCAGCGCUCCAGCAAGGGCCGCACCAAGCAGACAACUGCAGCGUUGGCCGGGGAACCGCGGUGGGCGUGCCAAGAGAGGAGGUCAAGCAUUUCCUUCUCGCGGAGUCUACGGCAGACGCAUCGCCAGAUGAAUCUUCCACAAAUUGAAAAUCCUGACAGAGCCUUCUCCAGUUGGUCUUGAUUUUGUUCACUUGUUAUAAAUAAAAAAUUUUUGCUUUUAUA